Messenger RNA from Linum trigynum, 1779 nucleotides. The record is from the annotation of a GenBank genome assembly. NCBI's taxonomy places the organism in Eukaryota, Viridiplantae, Streptophyta, Magnoliopsida, Malpighiales, Linaceae.
AUCAGCUAAAAGAGGUCGUACAAAACCAAAAAGAGUUGCUUCUGUUUGUCUCAUUGGUCAGCUGGUUUUCACGAAAGGGGAAACCCUAGAUUCUUACCCCGCAGCUGCCGCCGUUCUGGUCCCCCAUCUCCUGCAGUCGACCCCAUACAUAAUUUACGGCAAGUAUGAGAUAUUUAUUCUAUUCUUUCUAUUUCUUUUCCCUUUGUUUUCCUCAUUUUGUCUUCUUUCACAGUUGGAGUAAGAAGCUAUUGCUGGCCCAAAACUCUAUCACAACCGAUCUGUUAUUUUCGGCGAGAACAGAAGGGAAAAUGUUGCCGCAAGACCCACAUGAUGUAAUGGCUGAAUCCACAACCUUUCAUGAACUUCAUCUUGGAAAAAGCAACCGUUUCCUCAUGGCUAGAUUGUUAAACAUUUGGUCAGAAUGUGAGUCAGAUGGAACUAGAUCUAUUACCUCCAUGCAUAUGCUUUGGUUAGAUAAAGAGGGACAACUUAUGGAAGGAAAUGUACCCUAUGAAGAUUCUGCUCAUAUUUGCAAAGACAUUGAGAUUGGUUGUCUCUAUACCAUGAUGAAUCCAACUAUCAUACCAGCUAGAUCUGAGCGUCGCACUGCACCAUCCAAUUUGAGAUUGUAUUUUACAAAGGAAUCUUCAUUCAAAGCAAUGAUCGAAUAUCGGAGCAUAAUGCAUUUUCCAGAUGAUUAUUUUUUUCAAAGUCCUUUCAAUGGUAGUGGUUCUUCAACAAGUCCUCCACCUUGCUUCUCAGAUAUCACAGGAUGUGUAACGCAUAUCACCGAACCAGCUAAAGUCAAUUCUGAUACAUCUAUGUUCCAGAUUUAUUUUGAAGAUAUGAGUGGAAACAAAGCACUUGUGAGCUAUAUUGGCACAAGAAUUAAAGAUUUCAUUGAAAGCGCUACUGCCAAAGAAGUUCAUUAUCCUUUGGUUGUGACAGCAACAGCACUCACCCGGAACAUGCAUGAAUAUGAUCAUAUUCCACAGUUCUGUUUCGUAACAUCUCCUGGCAGUCGUCUUAUAGUACAUUCGUACAAUGAGAUGACCAAAGAUUUAAUGAACAGGUUCUUUCCUAAUAGAUUGCCUGUGGAUAUCAUUGACUACAAGUCAAAAGAGCGGCUUGGAUACCUUCGGCGUGACAUUCCGCCCAGAAUUUCAUUGUUGGAAUUGACCAACAAGCUGCCUUUAGGAGAAGAAGAAACAGAGAUACUAUAUCGGUGCAAACUCAAAAUAGUCAAAUUCGACCUUGGUUCUGUGACCCGUGAAGUUUUCCCUGGAGACACUGAAUUAUUCUAUGAACUGCAGGCUGAAUGUGAAUCAGGAAAUCACAAGGCAAAGGUCAUUCUUAAUCAUGGACCUACUCUUGCUCUGCUUCGUAAGCCACCAAUCGAGUUUAAAAAAAUGCCAUAUGACAAGAGAGUUCAGAUGCAGAAAGAAUGCUGUAACAUCAAAUUCAUGGCAGAAGUAUACAUCAUUGGAUCAGAAUAUGAAGUUGAACCACAGAUUCGCAUGUUUGCAAUUUGGCAUCCAAAAGCAUUUCAACCAUUACUGGAUCUUAAACUGAACUUAUAAACACUGUCCUCAUUUUGCAAUCCAAGAAGGUAUAUGUCUUCCCUUUUUUAUUUCAAAUACAGGAGUAUAUUGCUAUUUAUUAACACUUCCGAGGCUUUACAUUUAAUAAUUAGCUUCUACUACUGUUAUUAUUUCAGGUGGUAAGACUAAGAGAUGAAUCAGCUGGUUGUCUGAGAAGGAAUCAAGGGAAUGAUAACUA